Molecule: messenger RNA, 2541 nt
Organism: Hibiscus syriacus
Lineage: Eukaryota; Viridiplantae; Streptophyta; Magnoliopsida; Malvales; Malvaceae
Product: probable glycosyltransferase At5g03795
Exons: 7
Coding region: 434-2500 (688 amino acids)
Molecular function (GO): glycosyltransferase activity
Source: RefSeq, a predicted model, not a curated record
CACCGUUUCCACGUUCAGGGUAUUCCCGUAGUUUCAGUAAAACAUAAGCUGUAAGAAGCCUCGAAUUUCCCGUUGAGAUUUCAAACUCCCCAUGCAAAUCUGGAAUUCAUUGUUUGGCUGCUAAGAAAAUAGAAUUCUUUAUAGAAAGUAAAAGGAAAAGCAAAUGAAGUGAAGAGAAAGGAAGAAAACCCGGUCUCCUAGUUUUGGCACUGUCCAGUGUCCACCUCUUGGAGACGAUUCCAAGUAUACUUUCUGAGAAUUUUCGUUUUUCAUCCUUUUUUUCUUGUCAACCAAACAGAAGAUUGAAGAACGAGAGUUCAAUGACCCAAAAAUCUGGAGGAGUUUCGUUUUGACUAAUUCAGGGACCUGGGAACGCAAUUCAGGGAUGAUAUUAGUGUUUUAAUCAGUUGACAAUCGGUCGAGUGGUUUCUCAAUGAGGCAUGAAGUUAAAUCUCUGCUUCAAGUGAAUACCAGGAAAUUGAUAUGGCUUAUAGGGAUAACGUUUGCUGUGAUUAUAACUUUCCAGUAUCUUGAACUUCCAUACGGGAAUGUUUUUUCGUCAUUAUUUCCUUCCGGUAAGGUUUCAGUUGAGGAACAAAGUCGCUUCUUGGAUAUCGGUCCUUCAUCUGCCGAAUCUAGUCUGAACUUUAAUGAUACAAAUGCUUCUAAUGAGACAGCUCAUGAUGCUGAGAAGGAAGGUAAUAUCACAAGUUUAAAUAAUCAGAACAAAACAGGUGCUGUUAAUGAAACAGCUAAAGCUAAUGAUGUUGGGGCCUCGGAAGAUGGUUUCACAUCAGCAGAAGUAGGCUUGAAUAGAUCUUCUACAUUAGUUAAGGAUAGCAUUUCUUCUAGGGAGGAAUCCGAGGACCUAAACAAAACUUCCACAGUGAAUUUCCCUGUUAGUUCCAAUAAUUCAAGUAUAGCUGAGAAUGUUGGCAAAACCGAUGAAAGUUUUUCUUCAAAAAAUGGUACCGUUGAAAUCAGCACUUCGAACAACGAUAUUGGAAAUGAAAGUGUCGGUUUAUCACCAAUAAACACACUGUCCUCAGAUACAGGCCUCGUUACAGCUAACACUGCCUUAGGAAAAGAUGUUGAGACAAAUGUCAGCACUCCUAUCGCAUCUUCUAAUUCCAGUAUAUCUACAGUAGAGCAACAUGCGACACCAAGUGUAGUCAAGAAUGAAAAAUUGAAAGAGAUGCAGAACAAUUUCACCAAAUCAAGUGAUGAUCCUGCUCCCCUCAAGGCUCCCAAGAUGAAGGAAAAGCCCCAGACCUUACCUGCACUAACUACAAUAGCUGACAUGAACAAUUUGGUUUAUCAGAGCCGUGUUUCAUAUAAAUCCAAGACACCAAGAUGGCCUUCAGAAGCUGACAAAGUUCUACUAGAAGCAAGAUUGCAGAUCGAGAGUACACCCAUUAUAAAGAACGACCCGCAACUUUAUGCACCUCUUUAUCGGAAUGUUUCUAUGUUCAAAAGGAGCUAUGAAUUGAUGGAAAACAUACUCAAAGUGUAUGUCUACAAGGAAGGAAAAAGACCCAUAGCACAUACGUGGCCUCUCAAGGGUAUUUAUGCCUCUGAAGGAUGGUUCAUGAAGCAGCUGGAAACUAGUACAAAAUUUGUCACUAAAAACCCAAGAUAUGCCCACAUGUUUUACUUGCCUUUUAGUUCCAGAAUGUUAGAGGAAACCUUAUAUGUGGUUGGUUCCCACAGUCAUAAGCCCCUUAUACAGUAUUUGAAGAACUACGUGAACACAAUUGCAGCAAAAUAUCCUUACUGGAAUAGAACUGAAGGAGCUGACCAUUUUCUGGUUGCUUGCCAUGACUGGGCGCCAUCUGAAACAAGGGAACCCAUGGCCAAUUGCAUAAAAGCCCUCUGCAAUUCUGAUGUUAGAGAAGGUUAUGUUUUCGGCAAGGAUGUGUCUCUUCCUGAGACAUAUGUUGGGAAUCCAAAGAAACCUCUUAGAGACCUCGGGGGCUACCCUCCAUCCAAGAGAUCCAUCCUGGCUUUCUUUGCAGGAAGCAUGCAUGGUUAUCUAAGGCCAAUUCUGUUAGAACAUUGGGGAAACAAAGAUCCCGACAUGAAAAUCUUUGGCAGGAUGCCUAACAUGCCUAAUGUUAAGGGGAAACUGAACUACAUCCGGCACAUGAAGACCAGUAAGUACUGCCUUUGCCCUAGAGGAUACGAAGUUAAUAGUCCAAGGGUGGUAGAGGCCAUUUUCUAUGAAUGUGUUCCUGUGAUCAUCUCCGACAAUUUUGUGCCCCCAUUUUUCGAGGUUUUGAACUGGGAAUCAUUCGCCGUAUUUGUUUUGGAGAAGGAUAUUCCAAAUUUGAAGAAGAUCCUGUUAUCGAUCCCAGAAAAGCAGUAUCUGCAGAUGCAACUUAGAGUAAAAAAGAUACAACAACAUUUUCUUUGGCAUCCCAAGCCUGAGAAGUAUGACAUAUUUCAUAUGAUUCUUCACUCAGUUUGGUACAAUAGAGUUUUCCAAAUGAAAUCCAGGUAAGUGAACGUCAGAUUGUGUACAUAUGUAAUUUGUGUGUAGAA